Mytilus trossulus (common blue mussel) is the source of this 1151-nucleotide messenger RNA. RefSeq names its product caspase-3-like. Gene Ontology annotation, biological process: proteolysis. The record is from RefSeq and is a predicted model, not a curated record. Bases 112 to 1008 code for a protein of 298 amino acids. Gene Ontology annotation, molecular function: cysteine-type endopeptidase activity. NCBI's taxonomy places the organism in Eukaryota, Metazoa, Mollusca, Bivalvia, Mytilida, Mytilidae. The transcript has 6 exons.
GAAAACCAGGUAAACAUAUAGAUCGGUCAAAGAUUUCUCCGUCAAAUGAUUGUAUUUCUGUGGCGAUAGCAGUUCAUUCCUUCAGUCUUACAACACGACACAUUUAAAGGAAUGGCAGACGUACUCGAUGCCCAACGCAGUAAACCAGACGACACGUCAACCUCAAUCAUCACCCAUGGACCAGAAAGCAACUCAGGACAAGGUUUUGUAUCGAAAGCACAUUUGGAUCAAAAAAAAUAUCCAAUAAGUUCUGGGAUAGCAGUUGUAAUCAAUAACACAGAAUUUGAAAGACAUUUGAAUUUAGGUGAUCGUAAAGGAAGUGACGUAGAUGCUGCAUCUUUAUUCCAAAGAUUUCAGGAACUUGGUUUUGAUAGUGAUCUUUUGAAUGAUGCAACUAAAGUUGACAUGGAAGACAAAUUUAAUGAAAUUAAAAGCGACAAAAAAAGUUUAGAAAAGGCAGGCUGCCUUAUCGUAGCUUUGCUGACGCAUGGAAAUGAGGAUAGUGUAUUUAUGACAGAUGAGUCUGUUAAGAUAAAAAAUGUGAUGAAUUACUUCAAUGCAGAGAACUGUCCAGAACUUAUAAUGAAGCCAAAAAUAUUUAUCGUCCAGGCCUGUAGAGGAACAGGAUUAGGAAGUGGUGUAAACAGGACAGUGGUUAGAAGAGAUCCAAAUCAGGCAGACGCUGCUGCUGAAUAUCAUGAGUAUGACAAGAUACACGGAGAUGUUAUACGUAUUCCUAAUGAAGCAGAUUUCCUAGCCGUGUAUUCUACUUCCCCCGGUUAUGGAUCUUUCCGGAACACCCAGCAAGGGUCGCCAUUUGUCCGUUACUUGUCAGAAGAGCUACUCAAUAUGAAGAAAGAAGAUGACUUUUACAAAGUCUUGACCAGAGUUAAUAAAGACGUUGGUCUUGGAUAUAAGCCAAAUUAUGCACACAGUGACAUCAUUACCCAAAUGCCUUGUUUUAUUUCACAUCUUACCAAAGACUUAUAUUUAAAACAAAAGGAUUAAACAAAUUCAUCUACAUCAUGAAUAUAUACUAAAAGGACCAGUUACAAAGAUGUAAACGAAUUAGUUGUGUAUUUCAAUGCUAAACACCGUGAUAUUUAAAGUUCUUCUGUAUAACAUAAUAAUAAUAAAAUAAUCUGUAUUUA